AUGGCGCAACCAUCAUCCCAGCAAUCUAUCCCCUUGACCUCACUCCCCCUCCAACAACUCUCGCAACUCCAAUCCCGCAUGUCCAGCGAACUCGAGCACCUCUCAAACUCCUAUCAGCGCCUGCGCGCUGCUCAGAUACGCUUCAAGGACUGCAUAAGAAGUAUACAGGACGGUGUAGAGAACAAGACUGCCGAAACACCCCUCCUUAUCCCUCUCACACCCUCACUAUACAUCCCAGCACGACCUUCGACGCUCUCCUCGCCUGUGACGGUACUAGUCGACAUAGGCACGGGGUUCUACGUGGAGAAGACUACGGGCGAAGCGCGGAAGUUUUACGACAAGAAGAUUGAGGACUUGACCAAGAAUUUAAGCCAGAUUGAGGACGUGGUGAGGCAGAAGACAGAUACGCUACGGAGUGUGGAGGAUGUCAUGCGGAGGAAAGUUGUGGAGGGGCAGCAGCAAGGCGGGCAGGGAGGGGGUGCUGGGGGAGGGGGUGGAGUGAAGUAG
Molecule: messenger RNA, 507 nt
Organism: Cyphellophora attinorum
Lineage: Eukaryota; Fungi; Ascomycota; Eurotiomycetes; Chaetothyriales; Cyphellophoraceae
Product: putative prefoldin subunit 5
Exons: 2
Coding region: 1-507 (168 amino acids)
Biological process (GO): regulation of DNA-templated transcription; protein folding
Cellular component (GO): cytoplasm; prefoldin complex
Source: RefSeq, a predicted model, not a curated record